GGGAGAUGUGUCAGCAGGAAUAAGUGCACGUCCCACCUGCCAGUAGUGGUAUAAGCCCAGGGCGUUUGUCCCAAGUGGCAUUCCCUGAUCCCAAGGGCAUCAGGACAGGAGUCAUUCCUGUUGGGUUUGUUAGUGCUUGAACACCAAGACCUUCAUCAGGUAGGAGCUUUGGUGUCUCCCCUCAGCAGCCCUGUGAAGACUGGGGACAGGCGUCAGCCAUGAAGGUCCUGUACCUGCUCUUUCCCCUCUUGCUCCUGUUGGUCCAGGGUGCUGCAGCACUGGGAAAAGAAGAGAAAUGCCUGCGAAAAAAGGGAGCCUGCUUUAUUGGGGGCUGCCGUUUCCCCUAUAAAUAUGUGGGAAAUUGUUCAGCAUUCAGUCACUGCUGCAAAUUGAUCUGGGGCUGA
Messenger RNA from Pezoporus occidentalis (night parrot), 404 nucleotides. Its product is annotated as antimicrobial peptide THP1-like. Lineage: Eukaryota; Metazoa; Chordata; Aves; Psittaciformes; Psittacidae. The record is from RefSeq and is a predicted model, not a curated record. Gene Ontology annotation, cellular component: extracellular region. The coding region runs from base 219 to 404 and encodes 61 amino acids. Gene Ontology annotation, biological process: defense response. The transcript is spliced from 4 exons.